GCGCUCCGCGCUCCCCGCCGCCCUGCGCCGCCAGCUGCGCACGGCCGCGCCGCGGCCCGCCUUCGCCAAGGAGCUCUUCCUGGGGAGGCUGCGGAAGGAAGAAGUUUUUCCUUAUCCGGAAAUUACCAAUGAAGAACUAGAGGAAAUCAACCAGUUUGUGGGACCUAUAGAAAAAUUCUUCAAUGAAGAAGUGGACUCUAAGAAAAUUGAUCGAGAUGCAAAAAUCCCACCUGAAACUUUAAAAGGACUGAAGAACCUGGGUCUCUUUGGCAUGCAGAUUCCAGAGGAAUAUGGUGGUCUUGGUCUGUCAAAUACCAUGUACGCACGUCUGGGAGAGAUCACUUCUUUAGAUGGAUCUAUAGCAGUUACGCUGGCAGCUCAUCAAGCUAUUGGGCUGAAGGGAAUCCUCAUUGCUGGCACUGAUGAACAGAAAGCGAAGUACCUGCCUAAAUUGGCAUCUGGGGAGUACAUUGCAGCUUUCUGUCUCACAGAAUCAGGAAGUGGAAGUGAUGCUGCAUCCAUCCAGACAAGAGCAACCCUCAGUGAAGAUGGGAAAUACUUCUUAUUAAAUGGCUCCAAGGUCUGGAUAUCAAAUGGUGGCCUCGCUGAUAUUUUCACAGUAUUUGCUAGGACAGAAGUUGUUGAUAAAGAUGGAAAGCCAAAAGACAAAAUUACUGCUUUCAUUGUAGAGCGCGAUUUUGGUGGAGUCACCCAUGGGAAACCUGAGGAUAAAUUAGGCAUUCGAGGAUCCAAUACAUGUGAAGUGCAUUUUGAAAACACAAAAGUGCCCAUAGAGAAUGUUAUUGGAGAAGUAGGAGGGGGAUUUAAGAUUGCCAUGAAUAUCCUAAACAGUGGAAGAUUUAGCAUGGGCAGUGCAUCUGCUGGAAUGAUUAAAAAAUUGAUAGAAAUGACAGCAGAGUAUGCUUGUACCAGGAAACAAUUCAAUAAGAAACUGAGUGAAUUUGGAUUAAUACAGGAAAAGUUUAGUUUUAUGGCUGUGAAAGCAUAUGUAAUGGAGAGUAUGGCUUACCUCACUGCAGGAAUGAUGGACAGGCCGGGGUUUCCAGAUUGCUCAGUGGAGGCAGCCAUGGUCAAGGUGUUCAGUUCUGAAGGUGCGUGGACUUGUGUAAGUGAAGCCCUGCAAAUUCUAGGAGGCCUCGGCUAUAUGCGAGAUUACCCCUAUGAACGCUACCUCAGAGAUACCAGGAUACUUCUGAUUUUUGAGGGAACAAACGAAAUUUUGCGAUUGUAUAUUGCUUUGACGGGUAUGCAGUACGCAGGCAAAAUCUUAACUGAAAAAAUUAAGGAAAUCAGGAAAGGAAAUGUAGGAGUGGCACUAGAAGAGUUUUUAAGCAAAUUCCGGGACAUGAUGGGCAGAAAAGUGGAUUAUGGGCUAGUUGGUGAACGUGGAGUAGUGCAUCCCAGUCUUGAGGCAAGUGGCCAGAAACUUGAGGAAAACAUUCAUUAUUUUGGAACAUCAGUGAAAGGCCUGCUAAGCAGGUUUGGCAAGACAAUAGUGGAUGAGCAGCUGAUUCUGAAGAGAGUGGCAGAUAUCGUUAUUAAUUUAUAUGCAAUGACAGCAGCUAUUUCCAGAGCUAGCCGGUCUAUCAGUAUUGGUCUAAGAAAUCACGACCAUGAAGUGCUUCUUACAAAUAUCUUCUGCACAGAAGCGUAUUUCAAGAAUAAUUAUGCCAUAGCUCAAUUAGAAAAAUAUGCAGAUGAAAACCUGGAUGACAGUAUUAAAAAAGCUGCAAAGCAAGUGCUGGAAAAGAGAACCUAUAUAUGUUCUCACCCACUGGACAGGACAUUCUAAUUACUUCACUGACAGCAAAUGAACUGCAGAAAAUUACUUAUUGUUCAUUUACAAUCAUCAGGUUAAGCAUCUUGACAUCUUAAAAAUAACAAUUUAAUGAGUUAUUAACUGUAACUAUGUAAAAUAAAAUUGCCAACCCAACUUUAUACAAAGACGACUAAUAAAAUUUAUUUAAAUCUCCA
Rhea pennata is the source of this 1995-nucleotide messenger RNA. It is a transcript of the gene ACAD9, whose product is annotated as acyl-CoA dehydrogenase family member 9. Gene Ontology annotation, molecular function: acyl-CoA dehydrogenase activity; flavin adenine dinucleotide binding. The record is from RefSeq and is a predicted model, not a curated record. NCBI's taxonomy places the organism in Eukaryota, Metazoa, Chordata, Aves, Rheiformes, Rheidae. The transcript has 18 exons. The coding region runs from base 272 to 1813 and encodes 513 amino acids.